AGACCGAAGAGGGCGGGCUUCGGACCGCGCAGGCGCAGUUGUGCGCCGGGUCGCCAAGAUGUCGUUCCCCAAGUACAAGCCGUCGCGCCUGGCCACCCUGCCAACUACCCUCGACCCGGCUGAAUACGACAUAUCUCCGGAAACCCGGAAGGCACAAGCCGAGCGUUUGGCCAUAAGAUCCCGGCUUAAACGGGAGUAUCUGCUUCAGUACAACGACCCCAGCCGUCGUGGGGUCAUCGAAGAUCCUGCCUUGAUUCGUUGGACCUAUGCAAGAUCAGCAAAUGUCUAUCCCAAUUUCAGACCCACUCCCAAGACCUCACUUUUAGGAGCUCUGUUUGGAAUUGGGCCCCUCCUCUUCUGGUAUUAUGUUUUCAAAACCGACAGAGAUAGGAAAGAAAAACUUAUCCGGGAAGGAAAAUUGGAUCGAACAUUUAACAUCUCAUAUUAAGUCUGGCAAUGAUGACUAUAUGUACUGUUGUUUAAAUGAGUCUAUUAAUCAUUAAAAAGUUUUUCUUUCUUAAUAUUA
Balaenoptera musculus (blue whale) is the source of this 526-nucleotide messenger RNA. It is a transcript of the gene NDUFB4, whose product is annotated as NADH:ubiquinone oxidoreductase subunit B4. The record is from RefSeq and is a predicted model, not a curated record. The transcript has 3 exons. Lineage: Eukaryota; Metazoa; Chordata; Mammalia; Artiodactyla; Balaenopteridae. Gene Ontology annotation, cellular component: mitochondrion. Bases 59 to 448 code for a protein of 129 amino acids.